AUGAAGAUUCCACAAGAAGUAACUUGCAAGAAUGUUAUUAACGUGCCUCAAAAGAUAAAGAAAAUUCAACCAAUACCGAGAACUGCUCGGCCAAUAUUGGCUACCUACGACUUACCUAUGAAGAACAUUUGGUAUGAAAAACAGAAAGCAAUAUCUUCGUACAUGAAGAAUAAAGAACUUGGAGAAUUUAGCAUUUCAUAUAAUCAAGGUCCAUAUGGUUCUUUGAAUUCAUCAUUUUAUAAUAUCACUAAAACGUCAUUGGACAGAUACUUCCGGCCAGGAAAAUCAAGACUAAAAGAUAUCAGUUUACUAAUCCAAUCACAACAGAGCAAGUUAUCGAAUUUCAAGGAAUUACCACGAGACCAGGCACACUACAAGAACUACACUAGGAUUUCACAUAAUUUAUUAUGGGGCCAUAUAAUGUUUCGACGAGUCCACAACAAGAAAAAAUAUAUCAAUACUAUGUUAGUGUCAAUAAAGGCUACCUUAAAGGAAAAAAUAAAGAGUGCUGACAGAUGUCAUAUUGCACCGAAUCAAGGAGCAUUUGUACACUCGAAAUUAUUGUCAUAUUUUAAAUCUUUUAAAGAAUUUCUAGGACUGGAUACUGUGAUGACUGAUGUUAGUCAAAUUGAAGCAUUGAAAAUUUCACAGCGUUUAAUAAAAGAUCAGCUGUUAACUAAUACAACUGAAAUAAAGCAUGGGAGAAUGGACAGUGAAUUCUCUGUUGAAGAUUUUUAUUUAAAGCUACAGGAUAAUUUUGGCACUAAUGUAAUUUCAGAGAUUCAAAAAUUGAUGACUUUGAACAAAUCUGGCCGUGAACAGAUUAAGAAAGCAUUAAUGGAAACAUUGACCAGUAAUGCGAUUCUCACAUCAGACGAAAUUACUAUACUCAUGUUAUGCUGGUUGCAAGAUGGGGUAGAUCUACCAUAUAUAUUGAGUCAAUUAGGAAAUUAUAAUGGACAAUUAGAUCUUAACGCCUCUCAUUAUAACAUUCUUUUACGUAAAGAAAGCGGUAAUAUGCUUGACUGUCUAGAGCAGAUGUGGAAGUUACACAUAAAACCAGACAGAAUAACAAUGUCCACUUUAAUAGAAACCGCUGGAAAGACCAACGAUAUAGAACUUCUUUUAAAGGUCACAUAUAUCAUGCUUCACAUCAUCCAAGUAGAUAUUGACUUGGCCAUGGUGGAGAGAAUAACAAAGGCGUAUAUGCAAUGUGGUCAGAAAAUGAUUCCUUUACUAUUUUUAAAAAGUGCAAUAAAUUCAUACAGGACUAAGCCAACAUCCGAAAGAGAUAACAAACCCGACAUAGAUAUUGAUGAUGUACUGGCUGUGGAUGCUCUUUUAACAGAUUGGGAAUAUGAAGGUGCCUGCAGGCCACUCUUGAAUCAUGUGAUCAAGCCUACUGAAGGGAUGUUGAUGGGUAUACUGAAUUUAUUUAAAGGAACCGAACACAAUAAUAUUAUUAGACUGCUUGCGAGUGAUGACUGA
This is a messenger RNA of Brettanomyces bruxellensis, 1488 nucleotides long. RefSeq lists its product as uncharacterized. The record is from RefSeq and is a predicted model, not a curated record. NCBI's taxonomy places the organism in Eukaryota, Fungi, Ascomycota, Pichiomycetes, Pichiales, Pichiaceae. Bases 1 to 1488 code for a protein of 495 amino acids. The transcript has a single exon.